ACCCUCACAACUCCUGCGCUCCCCCAUAAAAAUUCCGUUCAUCAGUGCCGAGCGAACUAACAAAUUCUCGGCAAUGGCCAAAAGCCGUGACCGACUAUCUGAAAACUUCAUUAACAAACAUCAAACUUCGUCUGUUUUUUUUUUACACAACACACUACGACAACCCUGCUAUAGCGCGGACUCUACGGUUCUUGGUUCAAGAGACACGGCAAAAAGUUUCGGUGCCACGACGACGAUAUCUUUUCGCUGUUGUUGGUUAUUUUCGCUGUUUGGACCUUUUGGGACAAGACCUUCGGAUCUUUCAAGUUGCUAACGCUGUUAUCGCAAGCGAUUGAUAAAGAGAAGCGAUACGAUUGGGUUUCGCCAUUGUCGUCGAUUGAUUUGGAUCUUGUCGACUGUACACGAUUGAAUCCCGCCACGACGAUUGCUUUCAGAUAUCAAGAUGGAACCAUCAAGCAAGAAGCACAUGACAUCUAAUGAUGCUCCAUCCCCUGUGGGUGUGGAGGACGGUAGUGACCUUCAGCAAACUGGUCCAGCUGCGGUUGAAGCCGUUGCCGGUUCUGGGGGCCGUGCUCAAGUUCUCGACGCUGCUGCCUUGGAGGAAGUGUGGUCACCAGACCGGGAAACCCGUGUAACUGCUGGGCUGAAGAAGGUUAAUGGUGCGGCGGACACUUACUUGCGGGGCGGCGAUUGGGUCUUGAACCAAGAUGGAGGCGGCUGUACCUUGAGUUUCGUCAUUAAGAGCGGAGAUCGACUCUACGGGCUCACUGUUGGGCAUCUCGCCAAUGUGGGUGGUCCGAUCUUUGUCUUUGCGGAGGCCGACACGGAGCAGAGCCCUCUUCCAUGUGGGGAAGAGCCCGGUAGCGCUGGGUAUUCGUACCCUAUGUUUGAGGUUGGAACUGUUGUUUCAAAGUCCUUGGCAACAGAUUCUUUGAUCUUUGAGAUUGCGACUGACGAAUCUUCUAAUUGUCCGGUCGCUCCCACGCGCCCCGCUGUUGGAGACACCCUCGUUGGCUUCGGAGCUCAGCGCCGUGGGGCCAUUGCGAAAGUGUCUAAUCCAAGUGAGGUGCGAAAUGGAACAUUUUCCCGAAUCGGAAACAUUGCCAUUGUGCACCCCCAAGACCCAGCCAAGGCGUUGACGGACUGUGGGGAUUGCGGUACUAUUUUUGUCGAUCUUCAUGGAACCCCACUGCCCCAGCAGCAGCAGCUCUGCGUUGAGGAACCACCCUGUGGUCCUGAAAUCCAGGCCGCGGGAUCGGAGGUGCAGGCCACCUCGACCGAAACCCAGGCUUCUGGGUUGGCGUACUUCGAUACGCACAUUGUGCCAAAUCCUAUGCGUCCCCAGAGCAACAGCUUGGCCCACUUCAAUACCAAGGUUGUUGUGCCCACUCCCGAGCGGAAGCGAGCUCCCAAGCGCAGUCGAGCCCUGAAGAAGUAA
Seminavis robusta is the source of this 1438-nucleotide messenger RNA. The record is from the annotation of a GenBank genome assembly. Lineage: Eukaryota; Bacillariophyta; Bacillariophyceae; Naviculales; Naviculaceae.